Messenger RNA from Episyrphus balteatus (marmalade hoverfly), 1034 nucleotides. Its product is annotated as phenoloxidase-activating factor 2-like. Gene Ontology annotation, biological process: proteolysis. Gene Ontology annotation, molecular function: serine-type endopeptidase activity. NCBI's taxonomy places the organism in Eukaryota, Metazoa, Arthropoda, Insecta, Diptera, Syrphidae. The record is from RefSeq and is a predicted model, not a curated record. The transcript is spliced from 2 exons. Bases 395 to 931 code for a protein of 178 amino acids.
UCUUUUUGAUGGUUAUUUUAGAUUACAUAUGUGUCAAAAACCCUAAACAGAAAAAAUAAAAACAUUUUUCCAUAUCUACAUAUGAUUUUUGGCCUCCUAAGGUAGUCAUUUUGCCGUGUGUGCGGCAACUCAAAUAAGAUAUUGUGGUCCUAAUAAGGUAUGUGUUCGUCAGUAUCUUUGCCACAAUGGAACAAUGGAUCCACAUGGUGGAGGUACGAGUGAAAUUCGCAUGGGCUCUGGUUGUAAUACUAUUUUCGAAAAAUGCUGUCAUUUAAAUAAAACAGUAAGAAAUUUUUGAUAAAACUUUAAAUCUUUUGCACAGUUUUUUUUGUAUUUAAGUCAGAUGAGCCAACUUUAAACCCACUUCCAUUAACAGUUGGAUGUGGUUAUAAUUAUGCAUGAAAACUUUGGUGCUACUUAUUUGGAGAACAAUAUUGCUCUACUUUUCCUCGAGAUACCAUUUGAUGAGGCUCCUCACAUCAAAACAGUUUGUUUGCCACCAGUCAACAAAAAUUUCGAUAUGUCACGUUGUAUUGCUUCUGGCUGGGGAAAGAAAAGAUUCAGAUCAAAAAAACAUCCAAAAAUUAUGAAGAAGAUUGAGUUGAAAGUAGUUCCAAAUGCUAAAUGUCAAAACGACUUAGGACAAACUCGUUUAGAACAAUCCUAUGAAUUGCAUUCCAGUUUUAUGUGUGCUGGUGGAGAAAUUGGAAAAGAUACUUGCACAGGAGACGUCAACGGUGGUUCACCAUUAGUUUGUCCAAUGGCCAACAAUCCCGAUCGUUACUACCAAGUUGGAAUUGUUUCUUGGGGUAUUGGAUGUGGUGGCGAAAAUGUACUUGGUGUUUAUGCAAACAUUCCACAUCUCCGUUCUUGGAUUGAUAAACAAUUGGCUUAUAAAGAUAUCGAUGUAAAUUUUUUUACGCCGUCUUAAAUUAUAUGAACAUUUGCAAACAUCUCUCUCUAUAAGUGCGAGGUUUUUUUCAUGGCGAUGGAUAUAUGUUCUUCUGUAGUUCUUUCUCUUGUCUUUCUGUUGU